CACUGAAGUCACCCGGGAGACAGUGCUGAAUGUUCCACCCCAGAGUCUUAGCCUCUAGGAGGCAGGGACAGCAGGCCCCGGCCAGCCUUGAGGACUCUCUGUCCACAGUGUAAAUGAGGACGCUGCUGGCCCAUGUCCCGCAGGGAUGUAGAGGGCAGCCUCAGAGGCACUGGGCGCUCCCGGCAGCAUGGAUGACGCUGCCGUCCUCAAGAGACGAGGCUACAUCAUGGGAAUAAACUUGGGAGAGGGCUCGUACGCAAAAGUCAAAUCUGCUUACUCUGAGCGCCUGAAGUUCAACGUGGCGGUCAAGAUCAUCGACCGCAAGAAAGCCCCCACGGACUUCUUAGAGAAAUUCCUUCCCCGGGAAAUUGAAAUUCUGGCCAUGCUAAACCACCGCUCCAUCAUCAAGACCUACGAAAUCUUUGAGACAUCAGAUGGCAAGGUCUACAUCGUCAUGGAGCUCGGGGUCCAGGGUGACCUCCUCGAGUUCAUCAAAACCCGGGGAGCCCUGCAAGAGGACGAUGCUCGAAAGAAGUUCCACCAACUCUCCUCGGCCAUCAAGUACUGCCAUGACCUGGACGUUGUCCACCGUGACCUCAAGUGUGAGAACCUUCUCCUUGACAAGGACUUCAACAUCAAGCUGUCCGACUUUGGCUUCUCCAAGCGCUGUGUGCGGGAUGACAACGGCCGACUGACAUUGAGCAAGACCUUCUGCGGGUCGGCAGCGUACGCAGCUCCUGAGGUGCUACAGGGGAUCCCCUAUCAGCCCAAGGUGUACGACAUCUGGAGUCUGGGUGUGAUCCUCUACAUCAUGGUCUGCGGCUCCAUGCCCUACGACGACUCCAACAUCAAGAAGAUGCUGCGUAUCCAGAAGGAGCACCGGGUCAACUUCCCACGUUCUAAGCACCUGACGGGCGAGUGCAAAGACCUCAUCUACCGCAUGCUACAGCCCGACGUCAACCGGCGGCUGCACAUUGACGAGAUCCUCAGCCAUUGCUGGGUGCAGCCCAAGACACGGGGCCUGUCCUCUGCAGCAGUCAACAAAGAGGGGGAGACCUCCCGGGGUGCAGAUCCCACGUGGACCCCUGAACCUGACUCUGACAAGAAGUCAGCCACCAAGCUGGAGCCUCUGGAAGAGGCACGGCCAGAGGGAAGGCCAGAGACAAAACCUGAGGAGGAGGCAGUGCCAAAGGCCAGGCAUUCAGAGACCCUGAGCGUCACUAAUGAGCAGACAGUCAAGGAGACAGAGGAAGAGCCCCCCCCACAGCCCCCAGAGACACACACCUAG
Molecule: messenger RNA, 1288 nt
Organism: Otolemur garnettii (small-eared galago)
Lineage: Eukaryota; Metazoa; Chordata; Mammalia; Primates; Galagidae
Gene: TSSK1B
Product: testis specific serine kinase 1B
Exons: 2
Coding region: 188-1288 (366 amino acids)
Biological process (GO): intracellular signal transduction; protein phosphorylation; microtubule cytoskeleton organization
Cellular component (GO): cytoplasm
Molecular function (GO): protein serine/threonine kinase activity; tau-protein kinase activity; ATP binding
Source: RefSeq, a predicted model, not a curated record